Pseudovirgaria hyperparasitica is the source of this 1725-nucleotide messenger RNA. RefSeq lists its product as uncharacterized. The record is from RefSeq and is a predicted model, not a curated record. The coding region runs from base 51 to 1469 and encodes 472 amino acids. Lineage: Eukaryota; Fungi; Ascomycota; Dothideomycetes; Acrospermales; Acrospermaceae. The transcript has 3 exons.
CUCCUACAACCUUGACAGCAACAUCUUUAGACUCGUCAGAAUUCACAUCGAUGCCUAUAAAAUGUAAAGAGCGCGAGCGGAUAGUCGCCUCGGGUCACGUCGGUGUCCCAGCACUGCCUGUGAGUGCUGUUAGAGGGUUCACUUGCUUCCGAUGCUUCAGUCCACCUCCAGGAAAGCUCUACAGAUGUUUAGGGUGCAAGCGAGCAGGCUACUGCUCCAAGGAAUGUCAGAAGCUCGACUGGGCAUAUCUACAUAAGAAGCUUUGUAAGCCUUUGAGAGAAGCCAAUCAGUGCGAGCUGGACUUUUAUCAAGACAAAAGAAGCUGGGAGCAAUACAGCAACGACCAGAUGAAGAUCGUACGCCAGGUCUCUGCUGCUGCCGGCCACGCUGAUGCAUACAACAUUGUCCAAGGUCAGCCUUACUGUAUCAAUUGUCAUCGGAGCGGCAUACAACUAGCUCAGCUUGAUAUCGCUUUGGAUGCGUGUGCUGAUUGCCGAUUGGUCUCAUCGUGCAACAAGUGCCAGGCUACCCACCCUCAAUCUGUGUGUGAUGCCUACAAAGCAUUCUACAACCUAGAACAGUUCAGAAUCAGCCUAUUUGAAGACGUUGGAGAUACCUCUGUGAUAACAUGUACAGAACCCCCUCGAACCACACAUAAAUUAUUGAAAACAUGUUCCGGGUGGUACGACUACUACGUAAACAUAUCUGACAAAGGCGAGAUCAGGGACUCCAUCACCCCUGACUUCAGCAGACUCACAGCCGCUACAUGCAAUCUCUCUCCAGAGCAGCACGAAUUCGAGGAGCGCAGACGCAUGUUUCUUAUCCAAGCAUCUGACAACCUAACCAUGCCCCUUACCAUCGUCGCUGCGCUCGAAGACCUCUCCCUGACCACAAAGACCUCCCUAAGCAUCCAUCUCCUCGGCGCCACAGGCCGCGAAUUCCUUGCCAUCAACACCUACGAAGAAAUCCUACAUCUCCUCCCCGCACUCAACUCGCUAUCAAUCACCGCCAUCGGGCCCGCUGCAUGGCUCAACAACGCCGCUACAUCUGGCUUCCAACCAAUGGGCGCCCUCCCUUGCUGCGACACCUGCCGCGCGCAGUCCCGCCAGCGCUCGCUGUCGUCGUACAAGGGCCUCUACCACGACUUUGCAAGCACAACCUCUUAUUCCCUGCCGGAUCUCGUCGUCGCGUUCAACAGCGGUCAUGUCGACGGCGACGACGCGGACACUGCGUGGAGAGAUACCAUAAAAAUGAUCAUUGAGAGCGGCUGUCCGGCGCUAUUCACGACGUAUAACGCCCGUGAGGCGCGCAGUGAGCAGGCGCUAUUGCACCUGCUGGGCGCACGCUUUGUUGUUGCACCAGAGGAGAACGUGUGGAGGGGCAUGGCGCCGCAGCCAGAGUUCUUGGAUCGUGAGUUUGAGAUGUGGGUGCAGAAUUCUUGGCGAUAUAUCAUCCAGGGGAGGGAGUGACCUGAGAGUCGUGUCUGGUGUUACGAUGGGGAGAGUGCUAUAUGUAGUUUUGUGUACAGAGGGAUAAUGCCCCUCUUUUCUUCUGUUCCUACUAUCACUGUUGGUCAGUAUGACAGACCUUGAGUGAUGUCUUGCAACCUCGAGCUUAUGAUCUCUGUAUACAACAAAUUCUCCCGUUGUCUCUUCUCUUCUCUGGGUGGGUAAACACCGAUAGACUGAUGUGCUCUGACCUGAGUGCCGGCGGGCGAGUUUUGUG